Molecule: messenger RNA, 4232 nt
Organism: Thermothielavioides terrestris NRRL 8126
Lineage: Eukaryota; Fungi; Ascomycota; Sordariomycetes; Sordariales; Chaetomiaceae
Exons: 3
Coding region: 111-4211 (1366 amino acids)
Biological process (GO): endocytosis; phospholipid translocation; retrograde vesicle-mediated transport, Golgi to endoplasmic reticulum
Cellular component (GO): endosome; trans-Golgi network; plasma membrane
Molecular function (GO): ATP hydrolysis activity; magnesium ion binding; ATP binding
Source: RefSeq, a predicted model, not a curated record
UAGAAAAGGAAGAGGCAGAUUUAGAUCCACGACUUGAAUUUCCCACCGAAUAGCUCCGUCCCUGCCCUGCGCUUGGUGUCGCGUUCGCCGAGGCCUCUGGCCAUCGCGGGAUGCCUCCCUCAACGUCUCGCCACCCUGCCAAGCCGCCAGACUCGCCGGUCGACGACUCCGACUCUGACCUCGAAUUCGAUCUUGAAGAGCUCGACCCCCAGGUUGCGGCGGGCAACGAACAACAGAAUAGUGGAGGCUUGCUGGGACGGACACGCGACACUGCCGAGCACCAGCCCCCGACGAGAAUUGCACUGCGCACGCUCCGCAUGGGUGGGCUACGGCGCGGCGCUAAACGCAAUGGAUACGGCGAGCUGGGUCGCAGCCAUGCCAGGGGCGACGAGGACACCGAAGCGUCGCUGAGGGACGGAGAUGGCGGCGACCCACGCUAUUCGGACGCCAGCGCCGCCGGCGGGGACGAUGCGCCACUGCUCAGCGGGCGCAGACGGAGCGCCAGCAAACGCCGGCGGUCGUUCGCCAGCGAUAGCUUGCGCAAAGUCGGCCUGCGGCUCCCCAGUUUCAUGUCCUCGCCUGCCGCGGACCAGCGCGAUCAAGACGACGACCUAGGGAAGGAGGAGGACGAUCCGUCGUCAUCGAGGCUGGUGGCCGUUGGCUCGUCCCAAUCCACUCGCUUCCCGCCCAACAUCGUGUCCAACGCCAAAUACACGGCCUGGAGUUUCUUGCCUAUCACGCUUUACAACGAGUUUUCCUUCUUUUUCAACAUGUACUUUCUCCUGGUCGCUCUCUCCCAGGCGAUUCCGGCACUCAGGAUCGGCUACCUCUCGACAUAUAUUGCUCCUCUGGCGUUCGUGCUGGUCAUCACGUUGGGGAAGGAGGCCUAUGACGAUCUCGAGCGGCGGAGGCGAGACAACGAGGCCAAUUCGGAGGAGUACACGGUUCUUCAGUUUAACGAGCCCGGGAAGGGGGCAAAAGGCGUUCGACCGAGGAAGAACAUGAAGUCAACACACGUGCGGAGAGGAUCGAAGCGCUAUGUUUCGGAAAGAGAUAGGCUCUCGGAUAUACAGGAGGAGGAAGAGCAGACUGAAGGCGACGGCCUCCGCCAGCGCCCGUCUUGGAUUGUUUCGGAGACCAGCAAGAAGUCGCGGGAUCUCAGAGUAGGCGACGUCCUGAAGCUGAGUAAAGGACAUCGCGUGCCCGCCGAUGUUGUCAUCUUGAAGUGCCUGUCAAACGACCCGGCUGCGCACAAACAAGAGAGAGCGGCGGCGCUGCAAGAGGAGCCAUUGCUCCUGGAUCACGCAGCUGAGUCCGGAGAGGGCAGCUCCGUGGUUGAGCCCUACUCUGAGGACGGCGCUGCUGAAGGAGGCUCGAAUGGAGAGACUUUUAUCCGGACGGACCAGCUCGACGGCGAAACCGACUGGAAGCUGCGACUGGCGUCCCCCUUGUCGCAGAACCUCCCCACGGAGGAGCUGGUCCGCAUGCGGGUGACGGGCGGAAAGCCGGACAAGAAAGUCAACGAGUUCAUCGGCACUCUGGAACUACUGCCAACACGGCAGGAUGCCAUGGGCACCACCGCCUUCUCCAAAGAUGACGGUCUCUCAAAGGCCGCGGCGCUCUCCAUCGACAACACGGCAUGGGCAAACACCGUCAUCGCGUCGCAUGCGACAACUUUGGCUGUUAUUGUUUACACUGGGCCGCAGACGCGCUCUGCCCUAUCCACGUCCCCGUCCCGUUCCAAGACCGGCCUUCUGGAAUAUGAAAUCAAUUCGCUCACCAAGAUUCUCUGUUUUCUCACUCUCGCCCUCUCCAUCAUCCUGGUCGCCUUGGAAGGAUUCAACAACACGACUGGCAACAUUUGGUAUGUCAAGAUCAUGAGGUUCCUGGUCCUCUUUUCAACGAUCGUACCGAUCAGUCUCCGCGUCAAUCUGGACCUUGGGAAGAGUGUGUACUCUUGGUUUAUCCAGAGGGACCCGGGCAUCCCGGGAGCUGUUGUGCGGACCAGCACGAUCCCCGAAGAUCUGGGGCGAAUCGAGUACCUGCUCAGCGACAAGACAGGAACCCUGACCCAGAAUGAAAUGGAAAUGAAGAAGAUCCACGUCGGAACUGUGUCCUACGGGAACGACGCCAUGGACGAGGUCUCGGCCUAUGUGAGGCAGGCUUUUCACUCGGCCCCGUCAGCCGACGACCUGACGCUUGCGACACCGUCGACAUCGCUCUUGUCCUCCGCAAACGUCGGCGCCACUAGAACCCGCAGAGAAAUCGGGUCUCGCGUUCGCGACGUUGUGCUCGCACUUGCUCUCUGUCACAACGUGACACCAACCACCGAGGAAGACGAGGACGGUCGCAUGGUGAAUUCAUACCAGGCCAGCUCGCCCGACGAGAUUGCCAUUGUGCGGUGGACCGAGUCAGUCGGGCUGCGCCUGGCAUCUCGAGACCGCAAGAGCAUGGUGCUCGAGUCCACCGAGACGGGCCGGACCGUGGUCAAGGUCCGCAUCUUGGAUAUCUUCCCCUUCACCUCGGAUGGGAAGCGGAUGGGCAUCGUUGUGCAGUUCUACGAGAAGCUGCAGCCCGGCGUCCCCGGCCUCGACAGCGGCGAGAUCUGGUUCUACCAGAAAGGCGCGGACACCGUCAUGGGAUCCAUCGUCGCGGCCAAUGACUGGCUGGACGAGGAAACGGCCAACAUGGCGCGCGAAGGUCUCCGGACGCUCGUCGUGGGCAGAAGGCGGCUAUCGACGGCCGAGUAUCAGGAGUUCACCGCCAAGUAUCAAGAGGCAUCCCUGACAAUCAGCGGCCGCGAGGCCGGUAUGCAGGCCGUGGUGAGCCGGUACCUCGAGCACGACCUCGAGCUGCUCGGCGUCACGGGUGUCGAGGACAAGCUGCAGAAAGACGUCAAGCCGUCGCUGGAGCUGCUCCGCAACGCCGGCAUCAAGAUCUGGAUGCUGACGGGCGACAAGGUGGAGACGGCACGCUGCGUGGCGGUCAGCUCCAAGCUGGUCGCCAGGGGACAGUACAUCCACACGGUUGCCCAGCUGAGACGGAAAGACGCGGCGCAGGAAAACCUCGACCUGCUCCGGAGCAAGACCGACGCCUGCCUGCUGAUCGACGGCGAGAGCCUCGGCAUGUACCUGACGCACUACCGGGCCGAGUUCGUCUCGGCCGCGGUGCUGCUCCCGACCGUGGUCGCCUGCCGGUGCUCGCCGACGCAGAAGGCCGAGGUGGCGAAGCUGAUCAAGGAGUACACCAAGAAGCGCGUGUGCUGCAUCGGCGACGGCGGCAACGACGUGUCGAUGAUCCAGGCGGCCGACGUCGGCGUCGGCAUCGUGGGCAAGGAGGGCCGGCAGGCCAGCCUCGCGGCCGACUUCUCCAUCGAGCAGUUCCACCACCUGACCAAGCUUCUCGUGUGGCACGGCCGCAACAGCUACAAGCGCAGCGCUAAGCUGGCCCAGUUCGUCAUCCACCGCGGCCUGAUUAUCGCCGUCUGCCAGACCAUGUACAGCAUUGCGCUUAAGUUUGAGCCUGAGGGUUUGUACAAGGACUGGCUCAUGGUCGGCUACGCAACCGUGUAUACGGCCGCGCCGGUGCUCUCGCUCGUGCUCGACAAGGACGUGGACGAGAACCUGGCCAACCUGUACCCGGAGCUCUACAAGGAGCUGACGUCGGGCCGCUCGCUGUCGUACCGCACCUUCUUCGUCUGGGUCUUCGUCUCGGUCUACCAGGGCUGCCUGAUCCAGGGCCUGUCGCAGCUGCUCACCGAGGUCGACGGCCCGCGCAUGGUCGCCGUCAGCUUCACCGCUCUCGUGCUCAACGAGCUGCUCAUGGUCGCCAUCGAGAUCACCACCUGGCAUUGGGUCAUGAUGGUCUCCAUCGUCGGCACCUUCUUGAUGUUUGUCGGCUCGGUUCCCUUCUUGGGCCGGUAUUUCGACUUGGGGUUCUUGUUGACUGGGUUUCUAUUGGCGGGUCGCUGCGAUCAUGGCUAUGUCGCUGAUUCCAACAUACGCGGCCAAGGUUAUUCAGCGGACCAUGAAGCCGCCGUCGUAUCGCAAGGUUCAGGGUUGACUCGGGAGGAAUUAUGGCGAGCAUGGGUGGCGUUUGGAGCUGUGGAGUUUUACUUAUUUGCCUUGCAACUAACGAGCGUUUUGGAUGUACCCGUCCCCCCUGAAGUUGCCGAUGUGUCCAGGUGCCUCCGUCUAUUGUCUACACAAUAAAUUCUACAGCCUUUUUAUAAC